GGGGGACCCCGAUAUUGUUGAAUUGGAACACGAAAAAUCCUUUCUUCAGUUCCACCAUGCCGUUGGCCGAAGCUGGGAUGGCGACUGGUUUCGAUGACCUAGAUUUGCCAAUGCUGGACAAGCACCUGUUCACCAUGCUAAAUUUGGACGUGACGUUGCCAGCCGUGGGUGCCCACAGAAGCUUUGGCUUCAAAUUGCGACCCUCUGAACACCAGCAUGUCUUCGAUGUGCUUGAGAAGUUUCUGCAAAACCUUUUCCAAGAGCUAGACUUGGUGACGUCCGGUGGCCCAGAUCUCCAACGAGACUAUUUGGGUGUGCGUGAUCGAGCAGCGGCUAGCAUGGAUGAAUGGCAGGGUUUGGUGGAUGACUGGAAAGGAAGCUUAUUGACCAGGCUGGGCGACUUGGGGAAUGAGCUGACAGAGGUUAAGAAGAGCGAGACGCGUCUGCGACAGCUGUUGGAGCAGAAGGAGGCAGAGCUGUCUGAGAUUCGAGAAGAGAGCCGGAGCCUAAAGAAGGACUUGAUGCGAGUCAGGAGGAGGUGCUCUGAGGAGAGAUUAGAGAAGCUAGGGCUGAAUGAUCAAGGCGGCUCAACGCCGUCCACACCUUCGACCUCGGUGAUCGGCUUCUUUGCGAAGACUUUAGGCAAAGGCAUGUCCAAGGAGCGGAGUGCGGAGAAUUAGGGGUUUCGUCAGUACCUUGAGUAAGAAUGCUCCUAGUAGUGAUGCCAGGAGCCGCUACCUAGUAGUAAGGCCAGGAGCCGCUAGUAGAGAUGUCCAUGUGAGUCACUUUAGGAAGGAUCCUUUGAUCUUGUGAACAGAGAAGGGCUGCUGUGGCUGCUUUUGUCCUCCAGUUUUGUGUCGCGUUGUGGGGUCGACUGGUACAAGAACAACAUGAAGAUGGAUUCACGACCCUCCAUUGCUGCAACCUGGCAAGGUAAGAAUUGUAAGAGGAGAGGUGCCAAAGAGGUAGAUGAUAAAAGGAGAAAAACACAAACACGCAGAAGAACAACACCUAGAACAAGAAGCUGCCAUGUUGAAAGAGUAGAGGCUGUCAACGUUUACUUUUGACCGAGGUGAGGGCUAUGCGUUCAAUGGCCUCCCGAGAGAUCCAGGGGAUUUUGCCCGGGGAAGUGGGCGAUACCCUCGACACGAUGUCGGAGGAUCCGCCAAAACCUGCGAUCAAAAAGGCAUAGUAAAAGGUAGCUACUAGGGGCUCCUGGCAUCACUACUAGGAACAAGGACGCUACUAGGAACCAGGACGCUACUAGGGGCUCCUGGCCUUACUACUAGUAACAAGGGCAUUAGGUUGGAGGCCAUAGGUUGGAGGCCAUUACUACUAGUAGUUAGAAGCUACUAGUAGCAGGGGCAUCGCUACUAGCUAGAAGCUACUAGUAACAAUUAAGGCUUAAGGCAUACCCCUUGCAGCCUCACGGCCCUUAAUUACGUUGGAAGAAAGACGCUUAUGGUCCAUUGGCCUUGGUAGGUUUUUUGAAACCAAGAUGUGCAACAGACUUUUCUUUGCAAGGCACUCAGCACGCCGGUCAUGAGUUCAGGAUGACAACCUGCCGCCGAGCCCGCGUCGUGUCCGGGAUUUAGCAGACGCUGGAGUUCAAGCCGAUGCCAAGGGAGUGGAGGUCUGCCACGUGGGGGUCCAAUGCUACCUCCGCGACAGCUAUGACUUUGAUUCCAUGCGUGUGAAGCAACGCCGUAGCAGCGUGAUUUGACGUGCGCCUACUUCGGUCCGUCCUUUGUGGUUGUACGUUUUCAUUUACUGUCGAACCGUUUCAAUUUUAAAACAAUUUUGACAGCUUGGGUCAUGAGAUGCCUAAGCUUGCCUAAGCUUGCCUUUGCUGGCCUUUUGCUUGCCUUUGGCCGCUUCCGCUUGAAGACGGCAGGACUGAGGGACCCUUUUAAUCAGGUGACGUUGGCAUCAGCCCGAACUGGGCGGUGGAACGCGGGCGCGCAUCACCUGGGUCGACCAAAUGGCUCGUUCGUGGUACGUGGCGG
Messenger RNA from Durusdinium trenchii, 2006 nucleotides. The record is from the annotation of a GenBank genome assembly. NCBI's taxonomy places the organism in Eukaryota, Dinophyceae, Suessiales, Symbiodiniaceae.